Salvia hispanica is the source of this 1143-nucleotide messenger RNA. Its product is annotated as cinnamoyl-CoA reductase CAD2-like. Gene Ontology annotation, molecular function: oxidoreductase activity, acting on the CH-OH group of donors, NAD or NADP as acceptor. The record is from RefSeq and is a predicted model, not a curated record. Lineage: Eukaryota; Viridiplantae; Streptophyta; Magnoliopsida; Lamiales; Lamiaceae.
UUUUGUUUGAGACAGAAGAUAAUUUAAACAAGAAACUGAAUGGUGAUGAGUAAGCAAGGAGAAGUGGUGUGUGUGACCGGCGCCAGCGGCUUCAUUGGCUCAUGGCUCGUCCACCUUCUCCUCAGCCGUGGCUACGUCGUCCGCGCCACCGUCAAAAAUCUAGGAGACGAGAGAGAAACGAAGCAUUUAGAAGCCAUGGAAGGAGCUGAAUCCCGCCUUCGCCUCUUCCAGAUUGAUCUGCUUGAUUACGACUCCAUUUUUGCCGCAGUCAACACCUCUUCCGGCGUCUUCCACCUCGCUUCCCCUUGUAUCAUCCAUCAAAUCCAAGAUGUUCAGGGGGAGCUGCUGGACCCAGCAAUUAAGGGGACCAUAAAUGUACUAAAAGCAGCUAAGAAUGCUGGCGUUGGGCGCGUGGUUGUGACGUCUUCUAUAUCUGCCAUGAUCCCAACUGCCAAUCAUCUGGAAGACGCCGGUGAAGGCUGCUGGAUUGACGAGGAUUACUGCCGCCAAAAUGGGUUUAUGUACUCUGUUUCUAAAGCGGCAGCUGAGAAAGCUGCAUGGCGAUUGGCGGAGGAAGAUGGCGUGGACGUAGUGGUGCUGAAUCCAGGAGUGGUGGUUGGCCCUAUACUCCCCCCACUCUUAAACACUAGCAUGACACUCAUCCUUGACAUACUUCAGGGCAAAGAAUUUCCAGAACACCUGUUUAUGGCAUUAGUACAUGUGAAAGAUGUUGCUCUUGCUCAUAUACUCUUGUAUGAGAACACAUCUGCUGCUGGAAGGCAUCUCUGUGUCGAAUCUUUGUCUCGUUAUGACGACUUUGCCCAACAUAUGGAGAGGCUAUACCCUCAAUACAAGCUGCCCAGGUUUCAUGGGAAAAAUGGACCACUCAAGUCCAAUGCUGCAUCCAAGAAGCUCAUAGAUCUGGGCUUGGAAUUUACUCCCAUGGACCACAUUGUUAAGGAUUCUGUUCAAACUUUGACGACCGAAGGAUUUCUUUCAUGAAAAACUCAACUCUACUAUCAAUAAUUGUGGGCUUUCCUUUUGAUUCAUACUCCUACUUGCCAACACAACUAUAUGUGUCUGUUGAUGUAAAUUUUAUCACAUUGCGCUGCUGUACUAAUAAAUUGGACUAUUUUAUUUCUA